Annulohypoxylon truncatum is the source of this 999-nucleotide messenger RNA. Its product is annotated as NAD(P)-binding protein. Gene Ontology annotation, biological process: cellular response to oxidative stress. Gene Ontology annotation, molecular function: quinone reductase (NADPH) activity; zinc ion binding. Lineage: Eukaryota; Fungi; Ascomycota; Sordariomycetes; Xylariales; Hypoxylaceae. The record is from RefSeq and is a predicted model, not a curated record. The transcript is spliced from 3 exons. Gene Ontology annotation, cellular component: cytoplasm. The coding region runs from base 1 to 999 and encodes 332 amino acids.
AUGGCUUCCAUACCGAGCACCCAGAAGGGCGUCCUAAUCGACAAGACGGGCGGCACUGAGGUCCUGCAAUACAAGACCGACUUGCCCGUGCCAGCUCUUGUCGAAGGCCAACUCUUAGUCAAGAACGAUUAUAUCGGAGUCAAUUUCAUCGACACGUACUUCCGCAGUGGUCUAUACCCAGCGCCCCAAUUCCCGUAUAUUCUCGGCCGAGAAGCUGAAGGUACCGUCGUCAAGACAGGCGGCGGCGAGCUCUAUGGGCUGAAGGAGGGAGAUAAAGUUGUAUGGAUGGCCGAUAGCGCUUACGCCCAAUACACCGCCGUCCCCGCCUCAAAGGCGAUCAAGGUGCCGUCCACGCUACCUCCUAAAGUAGCCGCGGCGUCGCUGUUGCAAGGCCUAACAGCCCUAACCCUCGUGCGCGAAGCGCACCCCGUGCAGAAGGGGGACUGGGUCCUGGUGCACGCCGCCGCGGGCGGCACGGGGCUCUGGCUCGUGCAACUCCUGAAAUCGAUCGGCGCGCGCACCAUCGGCACGGCGUCGACGCCGGAGAAGGUCGCGCUGGCCCUUAAGGCCGGCGCGACCCACGUCAUCAACUACAGCGACUCGGACGUGCGGGCGCGCGUGGCGGAGCUGACGGCCGGCCAGGGCGUCGUCGCCGUCUUCGACGGCGUCGGCAAGUCGACUUUCGACCUGAGCCUCGACGUGCUCGCGCGCAAGGGCAGCCUCGUGUCCUUCGGCAACGCGAGCGGUGCCGUGCCGCCUGUUACUAUCACGCGGCUCACGGCUAAGAACGCGAAGUUGUUAAGGCCUACCGUGGCGAAUUACGUCGCUACGCGCGCCGAGUACGAGGCUUAUAGCAAGGAGUUGUUUGAUUUUAUUGAGCGGGACGGGCUUGAUGCGAGGAUUCAUGGGGUGUACCCUUUGAGUGAGGUCGCGAGGGCGCAGGAGGAUCUGGAGGGGAGGAAGACGACGGGGAAGUUGCUUUUGGAUCCGGAGAAGUAG